This is a messenger RNA of Saccostrea cuccullata (small rock oyster), 2866 nucleotides long. RefSeq names its product multiple epidermal growth factor-like domains protein 6. Gene Ontology annotation, molecular function: scavenger receptor activity. Lineage: Eukaryota; Metazoa; Mollusca; Bivalvia; Ostreida; Ostreidae. The transcript has a single exon. The record is from RefSeq and is a predicted model, not a curated record. The annotation marks the transcript as partial.
AUUCGACAUGUUCUGUCUUGUGUAAGGAAUGUGAUUUAUCUACCAAUGAAUGCGUCACAUGUGUUGGGGGAUGGUAUGGUGACCAGUGCGUUAACGAAUGUAACAGAAAAUGUCUGUUGUUAACCGUCAAUGGUGAAGCCGCCCGGCACUGUGACAGAAAAACAGGUAGAUGUUCCGAAUGCGAGGCAGGGAAGUAUGGAGGAACUUGCGACAUGGAUUGUGGCCGCGGGUGUAUAUAUGGCGAUAAGGGGGGACAAUGGGGGAGGCAUUGUGACCGGGAAUCAGGCGUUUGUUUCUUCGGAUGCGAUGUAAAAAGCGGGUACUAUGGUAUUCAGUGUGAUAAAAAUUGUAGCAUCGGAUGUGAAGAAAAUUUCGCAGCGGCAAUACGUCCUUGUAACCCAGACAACGGAGUCUGCUCACUGGGCUGUGAACCAGGAUGGAUUGGUAAAACCUGCCAAGAAGAAUGUGGAAUAAACUGUAUGACCAAAUAUGAUCAUUUUUAUAGAAAAGACAUUCGGCAUUGCAAUAAUAUUACAGGGGCUUGUCAAAAUGGAUGCGACUCUGGAUGGUUUGGAAGUAAUUGCUAUUGUGAUAGAGAGGGUUAUUUUUGUGAUGAAACUGGAUGUAGCAGCGAAAGUAAUAAAUGUAAAAACUGUUUGAAUGGUUAUUAUGGCGAAGAAUGUAAAACCAGGUGUCCCAAUAACUGUGAUAGAGAGGGAUGUAACAGGCAAAGCGGGAAGUGUAUCCAUUGUGCAGACAAUAUGUUUCGAGAGACAUGUUCAUGCAGAGGACAUUGCAUGACCUCUGGGGACCUGGACGAUGGCUGUGACGAGAGUGGUGUUUGUAACACGUGUCAAUAUGGAUUCCAUGGUCCCUUGUGCACUCUUAAAUGUUCUUCAAAUUGUGUCGGAGGACAGUGCGAUAGAAAUAGUGGAACUUGUGAUCGCUGUAGUCCUGGAUAUUACGGAGAGCAAUGUGACAAAAAGUGUUCAGACACUUGUGAUGUUAACGGUUGCGAUAAAGUCAGUGGAUCUUGCCAUGCAUGUUUAUCAGGAUAUUUUGGUUCAUUUUGUGAAAACACAUGCCCCCAAAACUGUUUAUCUCAAAAUUGCUCCAAAGAUACAGGGGAUUGCUUUGAAUGUUUGGGUGAUUGGACCGGUGAUCGUUGUCAAUGCAGAGGGAAAUGUCUGAAAGAGAAUCAAUGUGACGCCAAUGGGAUUUGUAUUAACUGUACUGACGGAACAUUUGGGGAAUUUUGUGAUAAAGACUGUCCAGGGAACUGCAAAGGCGGAUGUGUACGAAGUACAGGGAAUUGCAAUAAAUGCCAGAAAGAUUGGUAUGGACAGCAAUGUUACUGCACUGGCAUGUGCGGAGACCGCGAAUGUGAAGUUUCAACAGGUCUAUGUCACGAAUGUCAAAGUGGUUACCACGGUGAGAAGUGUACAGAGAGGUGCCCUCCAAACUGUGACGAUUCUGGAUGCAGUCGGGAUGACAGUUCCUGUAAUCAUUGUAAGCCACAGUGGUUUGUAGAAAGAAAGCAAUGUUCCUGCAGUGGUCAUUGUAAUGACCAUGGUUGUAACACGGAUUCCGGAAUUUGCAUAAACUGCGAUCGCGGAUGGUAUGGGACAAAAUGUAAACGUUCCUGUCCGAUAAACUGUAAUUCUAAAGGAUGUGCGCGAGAGACAGGAUUUUGCCAUGAGUGCAAGGCUGGAUUCUUUGGAAAUAGAUGUAAAUGUACUGGUCAUUGUGACUCUAACGGAUGCGACAUAGAUGGUCGCUGUGUUGCUUGUGAUGGUGGUUAUUCUGGAGAUCUUUGCUUAAAUAGUUGUCCAAAGCAUUGUGCUGGACUUAAGUGUUCACAAAAUGGCUUUUGCAAUGCAUGUGAAGAUGGAUGGUUUGGGCAAAAUUGUGAAUGUUUUGGACAUUGUAUGGAUAAUUUAUGUGAAAAUAAUGGCAAAUGCAAUAGUUGUAAGCUUAAUUGGUACGGGCCAAACUGCAAUAUAAGUUGUCCAAAGCAUUGUGCGAAUGGUUGCAAUUGGGACACUGGAAAAUGUAAUAAGUGCAAACCAGGGUGGUAUGGUGAAACGUGCAAUCAGGCCUGUCCUGAAAACUGUGCAAACGGGUGUCAUCGAGAAAAUGGAACAUGUUUAGCCUGUAAGCCAAGCUGGUUUGGUGAUACAUGUGCGUGCGUAGGAUAUUGCGAUAAAAAUGGCUGUCUAGAAAAUGGAAUUUGUCAAAAUUGUUCUAUUGGUCGUUAUGGUAAAAAGUGCUUAAGAAAUUGUUCUGAAAAUUGCUCUGAAAGAAAUUGCGAAAGGAACAGCGGAAACUGCCUUGAUUGUAAGAAGGACUGGUAUGGUGAUAAAUGUACAUGCAAAGGGCCAUGUGGAAAAACUGGUUGCGACGCUUCUGGUACAUGUUUAAAGUGUGCUAAAGGAUUAUUUGGAAAACACUGUAGCAAAAACUGUUCUUCUCCUUUUUGUGCCGUUUGUGACAGAAACAGUGGUAUCUGCGAAGUUUGUGUAUCAGGACGAUACGGUAAAGAUUGCGAGAAACCGUGUCGUGAAAAUUGCAAAAAGUCCAGAUGCAAGAAAACAAAUGGACUUUGUGUAGACUGCAUUCCAGGAAAAUAUGGGGAAUUAUGUGAAAAAAACUGCAGCUUAAACUGUCAUGAUGAUUUGUCAUGCCGUCGUAGUGAUGGUCACUGUCAAAAUGGCUGUAAACCAGGCUACGAACCACCGAUUUGUUCCUCUGCCCUUACCCAGACUAAAAUGCAGACGAUGAUCAUAAUAAUAAUAACUGUUUCUGUGAUUGGGUUUAUAACGUUGAUUUGAAACGAAGCAAAAACUUAGCCCAGCUCCAAACAGAA